CUUUCAGAAUGACAGUAUGCAGAAGUGAACAGUGCUUGUUCAUUGUACAGGGUCAUCCUGGCUUCUGUGCUCCAACGCAGUUUCCUUAGCUGGAUCAGGGAGGGGGGGUGUACUACUAACUAUGAGAACUGCUGCCCAGUGGAAUACAGACGGGUGAAUUCAGACAGCUGAGCAUCACUUGGAGGGAUCGAUCAUGCUUUUUGCACCGAGUGAUUUUAGAGAAGCCGGUUCCUGAAUGUAACAAUGCCAAAACGCUCCAUCCAUGAAGAUCCUAUUACCUAGGAAGAACUUGACAUUCUGCGGUGUUGGGAUUUAUUUAUUCUUGGGGUAUUCUGCAUGGCUGGCAAAGAAUAAUGUUCCAAAAUCGGUCCAUCUCCCAAGGGGUCCCAUUUUUCUUCCUGGGUGUCAGCAAGCCCUGACUCACCACAGAGCAGCUGACAGGGGCUGUCAUGCUUGUGGCACCCUAAGCAAAAGCAAAAGACCUAAGGACGACCUUUGAAAACACAAAGGAUGGGUUUCAAUGUAUUUAGGCUACUGAGCGGAUCAGCUGUAGCCCUGGUAAUAGCCCCUACUGUAUUACUGACAAUGCUUUCAUCUGCUGAACGAGGAUGCCCCAAGGGCUGUAGGUGCGAAGGCAAAAUGGUAUAUUGCGAGUCCCAGAAAUUACAGGAGAUACCCUCAAGUAUAUCAGCUGGCUGUUUAGGUUUGUCCCUUCGGUACAAUAGCCUGCAGAAACUAAAAUACAAUCAGUUUAAAGGUCUUAAUCAACUCACCUGGCUCUAUCUAGACCAUAACCACAUCAGCAAUAUUGAUGAAAAUGCUUUCAAUGGAAUACGCAGGUUAAAAGAGUUGAUCCUGAGUUCCAACAGAAUUGCCUAUUUUCUUAAUAACACCUUCCGACCGGUGACCAAUCUCCGGAACUUGGAUCUCUCCUACAACCAGCUGCAGUCGCUGGGAUCUGAACAAUUCAGGGGCUUAAGGAAGCUGUUGAGUUUACAUUUGCGGUCUAAUUCCCUGAGAACCAUCCCUGUCCGAAUUUUCCAGGACUGUAGGAACCUCGAACUGUUAGACCUGGGCUACAACAGGAUCCGAAGCUUAGCGAGGAAUGUCUUUGCGGGCAUGAUCAGGCUGAAAGAGCUUCACUUGGAGCACAAUCAAUUUUCUAAGCUCAACUUGGCACUUUUUCCAAGGCUAGUCAGCCUUCAGAACCUUUAUUUACAGUGGAAUAAAAUCAGUGUUAUAGGACAAACAAUGUCCUGGACCUGGAGCUCCUUACAAAGACUUGAUUUAUCUGGCAACGAGAUAGAGGCUUUCAGUGGACCUAGUGUUUUCCAGUGUGUGCCCAAUUUACAGCGCCUCAACCUGGAUUCCAACAAGCUCACGUUUAUUGGUCAGGAGAUUUUGGAUUCUUGGAUAUCUCUCAAUGACAUCAGCCUGGCUGGGAAUAUAUGGGAAUGCAGCAGAAACAUUUGCUCCCUGGUAAACUGGUUAAAAAGUUUUAAAGGGCUGAGGGAAAAUACCAUUAUCUGUGCCAGCCCUAAAGAGCUGCAAGGGGUGAAUGUUAUUGAUGCCGUGAAAAAUUACAGCAUCUGUGGCAAAAGUACUACAGAAAGGUUUGAAUUGCCACGGGCUCUCCCAAAGCCAACCUUUAAACCCAAAGUGUUUAGGCCGAAGCAUGACAGUCAGCCCCCUCCGCCCCCCACCGUCGGGGCCACCGAAGCCAGCCUGGGUCCCGAGCAUGACACCGAGCACAUCUCUUUCCACAAAAUCAUCGCAGGGAGCGUGGCCCUGUUCUUGUCAGUGCUGGUGAUCCUGCUGGUGAUCUACGUGUCGUGGAAGCGUUACCCUGCCAGCAUGAAGCAGCUGCAGCAGCGCUCGCUCAUGAGAAGGCACCGGAAAAAGAAGCGGCAGUCCCUGAAACAGAUGACUCCCACCACGCAGGAAUUUUAUGUCGACUAUAAGCCAACCAACACGGAGACGAGCGAGAUGCUGCUGAACGGGACGGGACCCUGCGCCUACAGCAAGGCAGGCUCCAGGGAAUGUGAGAUACCUUUAUCUAUGAACGUGUCGACGUUUCUUGCAUACGAUCAGCCCACGAUAAGUUACUGUGGUGUACACCAUGAACUUCUUUCUCAUAAGCCGUAUGAAACAAAUGCACAGGAGGAAACUAUGGAGACGCACUUAGAAACUGAUCUGGAUCUGAGCACAAUCACAACAGCUGCACGAAAUCAGUGAUAGCCUCAAUUGGAUCAUGUGGUCAGAAUUACAGCCCAGAGUUGCCACCAAAUUUUUACUUCUCAUGAAGGAGCAAGAUUUUCUUCAGUGACAGAUUCCAAAAUUCCUUUCAGUUGGGAAAAAAAGAAUUAUACUUUCAAACACAGAUUGUUUCAAGUCUACAAUUUGUAAUUAGCUAAGUUGUGCAGUAUUUUUUGACUUUAAAGAAAGAGUAUGAUCCUUAAAAUCAAUCUUUUUUCAAAACUCAUCCUACCUACCUGUAAAAAUCUGUACAGAUCUAAUGUAUUUUUUCAUAUUGUAAAGUUUCAGUAUACUGAGAUGUACUGGUAUGUACAGGACCAUGAUUUAAUUACAUCUUACUUUACAAAUUUCAGUUUCUAAAAAUUUAAAUUAACAAAAGUUAUAUCUUGUGUUUUAUUCAGAGUUUCCCAGUUUUGUAGGAACUGUUUUGUUACUGCUUUUAGGCCCAGAAAACAACAACAACCCUUCACUCUGAAAUUCUGCACUGUGCUCUCUACAUUGACUGCGUAGAGAAUUCUGUCUACUUAUUCCAGAAAUAAUUCAUUAACCCAAUAGGAGGUUGGAUUGUUCAAGCUUACAUAGGCAAAGGUGUGUGGGGUUUUUUUCCUAGAAAAAGAAAUCAAAGAUUUUUUUUAUCGUUCUCAGAAUUAACUGUUGCCUUGAAUUACAGCCUGGUUUCUAAAGCAAUGAAAUGUAAUGAUAAAAAGGGAUAUUUUAACAACAUAUCUCUGGAUGAAUGACUCAUUGUUUUAUUCUUUCAUGUAGUACUGUAUUUUAAAAACGCACCACAGACAAAAAGAGCAUUGAAGACAGACAUGGUAAUCAGAGCAACAAAGUUUCAUUCACUUGAGGAAAAAGAGCAAUUAAUGGUUGACUAAAAUAUAGUUUUAUUUAAAUUCACUGUAAUAACAGAUAAUACAAUUGGGUAGCCAUUAUUAGACAUGGUCUAAUUCUCCAGACAUUUGAUCAGUACAAGGAUCUUUUUUCACUGUUGCCGCUAAAAUAAUCAUAAGUUGAUAUGCAAAUUCCCAGGUUUCUACAAUUAAAACUGAUUUGACAUACACAAUAUAUUGCAUAUGGAAAGUUGUCUUGUAAGCCAUGACCUCCCCAGGGGCUUGAGCUGGGCUGUUUCUAUUCACAGCGCAAUCAGAACACAAACAGAGAACAGAGGAGGGAUAAUAUGCGGAGCUACACAAACCCUUUCAGAUUAUUGUUCAGCCAUCCUGAUACUUCUUUGGUUUUGUUACCUCAGACUGGAUGCCUUCCAAACGCUCCAUGAUGGACACAGAUCUGAUUUGGCACAGCAUCACAAAGAGUCCAAAAUGAUCACUGGCCAUGGCAUAUGGGAAGCUGCUUUACACAGACCUACCGAGCCAGGAACUAUUUUCAAUUGCUGAACAUGCAUGCACAGUUGCAGUGUGUGAGCUGAACAUUUCAUGCAUAGCCUCAUCCGGAUGUUUUCCCUUAGGAAUGGAUCACAUCCAAUGGAGUGAAAUGUAGAUAAACCUAUUCAUACAGUUCCUCCAUUAGUGUGUUGCCAUAUAAGUCUGGCAGGAACUUCCGUCAUGCAGUGUGACCCAUUCAAGAGCUAUGGUGUGAAUCAGCUCCAAAUCAGAGCCUAAGGAAAUUUACAUUUGGGAGCUGGGGAUGCUGGAAGCGCUGAGCUGCAUACUUGCUUCUGUUUCACUAUAGUAAACAUGCUUUUGAAUGCAUCUCAAAGUAAAAUCUUACACGUCUAAAAACUAAAAAAAAGUCAUACAUUUCAAAGCUAACAAAAAACAGUCACUACAGACAGAAAGGAGCAAAAAAAAUUAUGAAAAUCUCUUAUUCUUAUUUUUGUCCAUUUAUUGUUAGGCUGGAACAACUGUUAGCAGAUCCCAAAUCCUACAUUUGAAAUCAUACAUAGGAUUAAUCUAUUUCUGUUUCAUUAUUUAAUGCCUGAAUAUAUAUAUACUCUUUUUUAAAGAUUAAAACCCAAAGCCCUGUGUCUAGUUUAAAACACAGACAGAUCUGGACCAAAAGGUAAAUAAAUAUUAAUAAUCAUGUGCUAUCAAGUCAGUUCUGACUUAUGGUGACACUUUUCGUGGUUUUCUAGGUAGAGAGUACUAAGAGAUGGUUCACCUUAACAGUAAUAAAUAUUUUAAUACAAACAGACCAAAUCACAGGGCUGGGAAGGCGUUUAAGGAAUAUUUAAAAGGUCCAAAUCUAAAUAAAUUACUUGUGCAUUUCACCUACUCAUGCAGUACUUGCUGACUGCCAUUCAGUUGAUGCAGAACUCAUAUAUCUUAUAGAAUACAAAACUGUAUUAUUGCUAGGGAUAUUACAGUACUGCCACUUUAAAAUAAAGGAAGGUUACAUCAGUUCGACUGCUAUCCUAUCUCCACUAACCAGGGCAUAAUUCCAUUAAAGCUCAGUGUGACUUACUUCUGAGCAUAUAAAUACAAGAUUGUGCAACUAGAAUAUGUACAUUAAAGUGUUCAGAGGGUUACAGAAGACUUGGAUUUUCCAAAAUGUUAGGACAAAAAAAAAAUUCAUAUAGCAGUAACAAUUCUUUUAUAUAUAUAAUGUGUAUAUACAUAUAUAUACAUUAUUUAACUGCAAAUCUAUUUUUCUCAAUAUUUCCCUCAACUAUUUUACAGUGAAUUCAAUGAAUGAAAAUAACAAAUAUGAAUUCCACCAUUUGUAUAAAGCAACUCUAAAGAGGGAGGUACAUUCAAAAUGUUAAAAUUAAAAUGGAAAAGAAAUGUUAAA
Messenger RNA from Pogona vitticeps (central bearded dragon), 5007 nucleotides. RefSeq names its product leucine rich repeat transmembrane neuronal 3 (gene LRRTM3). Gene Ontology annotation, molecular function: protein binding. The record is from RefSeq and is a predicted model, not a curated record. Gene Ontology annotation, cellular component: plasma membrane. Lineage: Eukaryota; Metazoa; Chordata; Lepidosauria; Squamata; Agamidae.